This is a messenger RNA of Telopea speciosissima, 609 nucleotides long. Its product is annotated as eukaryotic translation initiation factor 1A. Gene Ontology annotation, molecular function: RNA binding; translation initiation factor activity. Bases 76 to 513 code for a protein of 145 amino acids. The record is from RefSeq and is a predicted model, not a curated record. Lineage: Eukaryota; Viridiplantae; Streptophyta; Magnoliopsida; Proteales; Proteaceae. The transcript has a single exon. Gene Ontology annotation, cellular component: cytoplasm. Gene Ontology annotation, biological process: translational initiation.
GGAGAGAAAAUCGGAAGAACAGAUUUAGGGUUUGCAGGAGGAGAACAAGAAGAAGAAGCAGCAGUAGCGACAGCUAUGCCGAAGAACAAGGGUAAGGGAGGUAAGAACAGGAAGAGAGGAAAGAACGAAGCUGACGAUGAGAAACGUGAGCUGGUAUUCAAGGAAGAUGGGCAAGAAUACGCCCAGGUUCUUCGUAUGCUUGGGAACGGUCGGUGCGAAGCCAUGUGCAUCGACGGCACCAAACGUCUCUGCCACAUACGAGGGAAGAUGCACAAGAAGGUCUGGAUCGCUGCUGGCGAUAUCAUACUUGUGGGACUUCGUGAUUAUCAGGACGACAAAGCUGAUGUGAUCCUCAAGUACAUGCCCGAUGAAGCUAGGUUAUUGAAGGCUUAUGGUGAGCUCCCAGAGAAUACUCGUCUCAACGAGGGUAUCACUGCUGGAAUAGACGAAGACGAAGAUGGAGCCGGUGACGGUUAUAUUGAUUUUGAGGACGAGGACAUCGACAAGAUCUAGGGUUUGCGAUUUUUUUUCUUAUCUUUUUUUUCCCCCUCUUCUGGAAUAUGUUUAAUAUGAAAUCUUACAAGGAUGAGUUGUGCGGGGUUUGCGUUC